UAUGAAAUGUUUGAACUGUACGUGAAACCAUGGUUACAAACAUAAAAUUUGGUUAGUUUUUGUAAAUUUUCAAGUCAGCAAGUCAAGAAAAUUUCGUGUUAAAUUAUUCAGGCAUACAAAAUUCCAAGCACAAUGUUGUCGAAGCUGAGAUUAGCAACACUCCAGGCCAACAACAGCUUUCGCUCCUUACACCAUCAGCAUGUCCUCGGCGUCACCCCACUGGCUGGAGUCUCUCCCCCGGUCAGUACCGUGCAGAGACCUCAGCAGUUGUCCUGGGUUCUGGAACCAUCUGCUGCCCUCCUGGAUUCGACUCUGUUACGAUCCUACUCGUGCUGUGGGGGCGGUUCCUCAAAAAAGAACCCUCCAACUGCACCCCAGUCCAAACAAUCCAAGAACAAUCCCAACAAAACGACAAAGGAUAGUAAAAGUUCGAGUUCCUCCAGCAAUAAGAAGAAGAAGCAAAAUCCUAAAAAGUAGGGGGUAAAGAAAGCGUCCAGGACAGUUAACGCUGAAAUGUAAAUCACAAUAUGUUUUCAAAUUAUGAGUCCAAUAAAGUUGUAAAUAAUUUACAGGAAA
Molecule: messenger RNA, 576 nt
Organism: Homalodisca vitripennis (glassy-winged sharpshooter)
Lineage: Eukaryota; Metazoa; Arthropoda; Insecta; Hemiptera; Cicadellidae
Exons: 2
Coding region: 133-477 (114 amino acids)
Source: RefSeq, a predicted model, not a curated record